UUCGGUGUUUUCAUAAACAUUUCUUUGAAAUUUUAAUUUCUUAUAAUUUCUACAUACAACAUAAUAAAAACAUGAUACAAUUGCCAGCCUUUUUUCUUCUCUUUCAGUGAUAGAUUUCAUAGUAUUUAGUGAUGCUAUACGUAUCAAGUGUUGUACGUGAUCAAUGAUGUAUUAAAUGAAUACUUAACAAAAAUUGCUAAGCUGAAUGGUAACAACUUAAUUUUCAUUAUGGGUUGAAGAUAUCUAGGUUGUCUUGAAAUCGGAAACGAAGAGGUGCAGGAUAAUACGUCGAUAUGGAAAUGCCGGAACUAACGGUGACUUCAGAGAUUUAUGGAGAAUAUAACUAUAAUACUAAAAUUACACCACUGAUUGAAGGAAAUGUUAUUUCGGAAUUUCCAUUUCUGCUGCCCAAAAAUGACCACAAACCUCAAUUUGAUGAUGACGAAGACUUGGACAUUGACAGACCAAAAAAAGAAUUAAUAAAAAUUGAACACAGCUCUAAAACCAAGCUAGCCCUAGUUGGUUUACAAGUGUGGAGGGGGGCAUUUCUUAUAGGAGACCUGCUCAUCCAUCUAGGAGUGAAAGGAGCACUUAAAGAUAAGACUAUCUUGGAACUAGGAGCUGGGACUGGCCUGACCAGCUUCAUCGCUGGAAUAUACGCCAAGAAAGUUAUAUGCACUGAUAUAAAUCUCGGCGGUAUAUUAGACCUUAUUAAAGUGAACACCAAGUACAACGAAAAGCUAAUAAAAGCAGAGUUCAGAGUGGACGCUUUAGAUUUCACCGACACGGCUUGGAGUCAGCAACUCUCUAGGGACAUCAGAGAUACGGACAUUAUUAUAGCGGCCGAUGUUGUAUACGACGAUGAUGUGACUGCCGCGUUCGUUGCGACGGUACAAAAGAUCCUCAACACCAAACCACCUAAAACUCUAUACAUGGCGCUAGAAAAACGCUACGUCUUCACGAUAGAACACAUGGACUCCGUCGCGCCGUGUUACGAGACAUUCCUCAGUCUGUUGGAUAAAGUAAAGAAUGGAUCCAAAUGGACUGUAGAGCAGAUGCCUUUAGACUUCCCUAAAUAUUUCACUUACGAUAGAGUGAAAGAGCUAGUUCUAUGGAAAAUAUCUUCUGCCUAGUUAUUAAUGUGAUCUGUGAUAAUCAUAAUAAAUAUUUUUUCAUAUGAUUUUUUUAAAUUUUUAAUACUAUAACGAGCGCUUUCUCACUCAACGCGCGUUAAAAAACCGCUUGAAUCCGUUCACACGCAAAAUUCGAUUUAACGACCAAUAUUUAAAGUCGAAAAUCCAACAACGCUUGAUAAAAAGCGCCACCGCCAUCGUGUGAUUACACAUGUAUCCAUUUGUGUCAAACUCUUUUUUCACGCGCGUUGUAAAAACGCUCGUGCGAAUGAGGCCUAAGGGUCCUAUGCGUUGAAAGGGUUAAUCUCGAAAUAAAAAAUUAAAAGAUUUUGUAAAUCUCUA
Cydia fagiglandana is the source of this 1475-nucleotide messenger RNA. RefSeq names its product methyltransferase-like protein 22. Gene Ontology annotation, cellular component: nucleus. Gene Ontology annotation, biological process: protein methylation. The transcript is spliced from 6 exons. The coding region runs from base 294 to 1133 and encodes 279 amino acids. The record is from RefSeq and is a predicted model, not a curated record. NCBI's taxonomy places the organism in Eukaryota, Metazoa, Arthropoda, Insecta, Lepidoptera, Tortricidae. Gene Ontology annotation, molecular function: protein methyltransferase activity.